Molecule: messenger RNA, 996 nt
Organism: Fraxinus pennsylvanica
Lineage: Eukaryota; Viridiplantae; Streptophyta; Magnoliopsida; Lamiales; Oleaceae
Source: the annotation of a GenBank genome assembly
AUGCCCACCAUUCCUUUAAUUAAAACUCCACCACCAAUUCCACUUUGCCUCAGCCUCUCCUCCUCCUGCUCAUCGGAACUCCAACAAAGAUCAAACUUUCACUUCUCACUCUUCAGUUUCAAGCCCAAGCGCUUCCAUUUUCUGAAGACAUGCUCUUCACUCAGAGAAACCAAGAAACAGCAGACCCUUUCAAAAACUCCCAGCAAUGCACCUCAAAGCAUCAGGAGGUUCUUGAAUUUGAACCCAAAAGGUGAAAAUGAUGACAAUACUGAUGGGGACACCACAGUUGGUGACACUGCUGUUAAAGGCACAAUCUUGGCUGGACUUUUGCUUGUUGGAGUCGUUGGUGGGUUCGGGACUGUGGGUUACAUCUAUAGGGACCAGAUCAAUGCUUUCUUGACCCAGUUUUCAGGCUUCAUUGAAGGUUAUGGGCCAGCUGGAUAUGCGCUUUUCGUGGCAGUCUAUGCUGGAUUAGAGGUACUCGCAAUACCAGCCAUCCCAUUGACUAUGUCUGCUGGUCUUCUGUUUGGGUCAAUUACUGGAACUAUCAUUGUCUCUAUCAGUGGGACGGUGGCAGCCAGUGUUGCAUUUCUAAUUGCCAGAUAUUUUGCCCGUGAGCGUAUUCUUAAGCUAGUUGAAGGGAACAAGAAAUUCCUUGCAAUAGACAAAGCUAUUGGGGAAAAUGGUUUCAGAGUUGUUACUCUUCUCCGUUUGAGUCCAUUGCUUCCAUUUUCGCUUGGAAAUUAUUUAUAUGGGCUUACUUCUGUCAAAUUUGUGCCGUAUGUGUUAGGAAGUUGGUUAGGUAUGCUUCCAGGGACAUGGGCAUAUGUGAGUGCUGGUGCAUUUGGCAGAGCAAUUAUUCAAGAAGAGUCUGAUGUAGGGUUAACUGGAGGAAAUGGUCAGCUAUUGACACUUGGAUUAGGACUCUUAGCAACUGCACUGGCUGCAACCUACGUGACACGGCUUGCUAAGGAUGCCAUAAAAGAUAUUGAGUAG